AUGGAGGCGAAUGGCCGACAGCGCGCUUCCCUGUCGGGUUCAUCCACCUUUCGACGACUGCCGACCCUCACGCGUUCCCCAUUUCGUCGUGCAGAGAAGAGCUCGUCCCCGACACGGCCCCCACCUCCAUUAGAGACAGAGACCCUAUCUCGCAACAACAACUCGGCAUUUCCUUCCCUCGCACGUGUCGUCGUUGACGAUAGCUCACUGAGCUCGGCCCUCUUUGGCUCUCAAAUCUCGUCCAUCUCCGAAGACGCGUCGACAACCCCUAGUCUCGUUCCUUCUUCCGCAACCACCACCAGCCCCCUAUUCCAGACACUAUCACUACACCAGCCUCAACAAGGCAGCGCUUCCGCUUCCGCAACCACGUCGCCCAUCAUUGGCACUGGCCUCGAACUGUCAUCGUCAAUCCCUAAGAGCGCAUCGACAACUGGGUUUUACGGAGCACUCCCUUCAUCCCCUAUAUCUCCGUACCCUUACUCGACAAAGGUGUCCCAGCGUACGCCCAUGCCUGCGACGACCCUCCCUGCAAUAGGGUCUUCUCCUGUCGCUGGCUUUGAUCUCCAACCCAUCACCUACCCAGCACAUUUGGCUCAGACACGUCCACCACAACCACAAGACAGCACUGCAACUUCCCCUUCCUCACCCAUUCCCUCCAACACUCCUGCCGCAAGCAGCCCACCCCAGGCAUCCGCGUCGUCCGUGCCCGGCGGCACCCCUGGUGCGGCUCCCGCUGUUCCUGCGCGCUCCGCACAUAGAUACCGCGACUUCACGCUCGGCAACUCGCAGUCGGCCUUCGCUUCUGCCAUGAACCUCACGACGUCCAACCUCCAACCACCUGCCUCCAUGAGCUCGCUAGGUAUCAACGGAAGCCAGUCGCCUGCGCCGCCUGUUGACAGUGGUGCGAUCGGUUUGCCUUCUUCGUCGUCUGCGGCAGCCGGGACGCGUAGACCUAGCUCGUCUGGGGGUCGCAAACCUACGGCCUCGGCGCAGGGCCCCGCAAGCAGAAGCGAUCGUCGAGGCGGCGACAAGGACGACCCUGACUCUGCAGAGGACGGAGGGAAGCGUUCGCGACAGCCAUCAGAAGGUGGACAACACGUUCGUCGGCCACCAAAAGCCCGCGAGCGCGGCGACGCGAACAAGGCGACCGCGGACGAUGGCGAGGUCCUCCUCGCGCCCAUCCUUCCCGCCGCAAAGGUUGCGCGCGCUCCCGCGUCGUCAAUGUACUUUUCGCCCGUACCCGCACAUGGCAGACCACCAGGACAGGCGCUACGCGCUCACACGGGGACACUCGUGGGCGACCGCAUUUGGUUCUUGGGCGGUGUUGACGCGCGCUCGUGCUGGCGAGGAGUGGCCAGCUUCGACACCGAGUCAUUGCAGUGGAGCACGGUUGAGACACACGGUCAGGCGCUGCCACCACUGCGCGCACACACCACAACACUCGUCGGUGACCAGCUGUACAUAUUCGGCGGUGGCGACGGGCCGACAUACUCGAACGAUGUGUGGGUGUUUGACACCAUCACACAUCGCUUCUCCAAGCCGCACAUCAGCACACCCAAAGCUAACCUUCCCCCACCGCGCCGCGCACAUACGACCGUCCUCUACCGUCACUUCCUCGUCGUCUUUGGCGGCGGCAACGGUCAAGCUGCGCUCAACGACGUCUGGGCGCUGGACGUGAGCGACCCGAGCCGCUUGACCUGGCACGAAUGGCGCACAAGAGGCGACGUGCCGCAGAAGAAGGGCUACCACACGGCCAAUCUGAUCGGCGACAAGAUGAUCGUCUUUGGCGGCAGCGACGGGCAUGCGAGCUUUGCAGACGUACACGUGUUGAACCUGCAAACCAUGACGUGGACGCUCGUGCCAACGGAAGUCAAACACAACCGCCUGUCGCACACGUCUACACAGGUUGGCUCGUACCUUUUUGUCAUUGGCGGGCACAACGGCCAGACGUACGCGCAGGACGUGCUGUUAUUCAACUUAACGACGUUGGCCUGGGAGUCCAAGGUGCCGAAGGGUGUACCUCCUCCAGCACGAGGGUACCACGUCGCGGUAUUACACGACGCGCGCAUCUUUAUCUCGGGCGGCUACAACGGUGUGGCCGUGUUUGACGACCUCUGGUCUCUUGACCUUGGCGCAGGCGCGUACCUUCCUCAGGUGACGACAUUCGAGGUCAAUGAGCAAUCGGACCACUUACGCAUGAUGGGCUCUGGCCCCACGAAGAACGGCCCGAGCGGCGCUGGUGGCCGCAUCUAG
Molecule: messenger RNA, 2253 nt
Organism: Cutaneotrichosporon cavernicola
Lineage: Eukaryota; Fungi; Basidiomycota; Tremellomycetes; Trichosporonales; Trichosporonaceae
Exons: 4
Coding region: 1-2253 (750 amino acids)
Molecular function (GO): protein binding
Source: RefSeq, a predicted model, not a curated record